AUGGCACAACUUUUGAUGCAUUAUGGCGCUGAUCCAUUGGCCCAAGAUCUACACGGUCGCACUCCUCAAAGUUUGGCUACAGGGAAUACACAGAGGUAA
Messenger RNA from Haemonchus placei, 99 nucleotides. The record is from the annotation of a GenBank genome assembly. Lineage: Eukaryota; Metazoa; Nematoda; Chromadorea; Rhabditida; Trichostrongylidae.